GCGGUGUUGCUGCCAGGGAGGAGCGUGGCCAGCCGACGACGCCUGGCAUGCGCAACGCCGUGCCAUCGAAGGACGUGCAGGCGGCCUAGGACGUCGGUAAACACCCGCCAAUGAGGGCGCCUUCUAACCCAGCGACGCCCACGGCGGGACAGGCGAGAAGGGAUGAAGGGGCGGGGGUGAAUGCGGCAGUCAAGGGACAGCUUGCGACGCGCAUUCCCGCAAAGGAAGCCGCAGCGGUGGGAGCCGUCGUUGGUACAUCGACGACAGGCACGGGGGGGGGCGGUGGUGAUGGUUGUGAUGAUGAUGAUGACGACGAUCCCCUGAUUAACAGGCAGAGGCGAUCCGGAAACAUGGCGGCUCUGGAAGCGAAAGCGAAACUGUGGGUGGACGAUCUGUGUUUCUGGAACGAGACGGAGGGGCAUGGGAUGUUCAAGAUCAUCCAGGAGACGCGCCUGCACCUCAUCGCCAUCGCGAAGGGUGUGAAACCGUCAGAGAUCAGAAAAAGCGUUGUCCUCCCGAACGCCACGAUCCCUCAGCAGAAGCUGGAAGACGUGUCGGAGUUGGGGGCCGCGAAGGAGAGGGCUUCGAGGGUGCAGACCAUAGCAUUGCGCAUCAUCCAUGGGUGGAUCUUCAAGUCCCCCAAUCGCGCGCGCGGGUACCACUGCUCCUACGGCUAUGUGUUGAACCACGUCGCCACAGACCUCGCCCGCGCCAUCUGGUUUGAAGAGGACCGGCGGGUAUGUGUGAGUCCGGCGGUCGUCCAUAACACCUUGGAGCUUCAUAUGAAGCUCCCCGUCUGGUACGUAGGUGGCGUCAUACACGACAGGCACGAGGACGACGAAAUAACGUCGUAUCAGGAGUCCACAACGCAGCGUCUGGUGGGAGCUUUCACGAAUGCUGUUGACACGGGGGAGGGGAUAUACGACGGGCGGAUGUUGUACGAGAGGCUGAGGAACGUGGCAGACUGCAUGCGCCUUUUGCUGUUUGCCGCCAUGUGGAUCAUGCGGAUGUCGGGAGAUAAUCUCCGUUCGCAUUAUGAGGCAUCCCAUCUCGUAGAGCUCAUUGCGAAACCGACGCUCAUUGCAUCGCUGCAUCGCUCAUUCGACGCGCGCCGCCAUGUUCUGCAGUGUGUCAAUGCAGUAACGGAGAAAAUGGGGAAGCCCCCUCAUGAUGUUGGUCGACCCUCUGGUGUACAUCCCCGACUGGGAGGUGACCGCGCACAGCCACCCGCCGCUGCUGCUGAUGACGAUGAUGAUGUCGACGAUGAUGACGUUGAUGAUGAUGAUGAUAACGGUGACGAUGAUGAUGUCGGUGACGACAAUGAUGAUGAUGAAGACGAUGUUCAUGAUGAUGCUGACGAUCGUGAUGAUGACGGUGACGAUGAUGAUGGUGAUGAUGAAGAUGAUCAUGAUGAUGAAGAUGAUCAUGAUGAUGAAGAUGAUCAUGAUGAUGAAGAUGAUGAUGACGAUGUGCAAGAUUAAAGAUGAUGAUGAUAAUGACGAUGAUGAUGACUAAGGUGGUGAUGGUGAUGACGACGAUAGUGGCGACGACGACGAUGUCGUCGAUGAUCGAUGUCGUCGAUGAUGAUGGGGACAGGAGUUGGCAUGGCGUGUGAAUAGCGGUUGCGCGAGUUUCGUAGAUUGUCUUCUACUUCCUUUGCGUCGAGUUAUUUCUUGUUGUUAAAGCGGUUGCCGAGUACUGGUGAGAGCUCGGUUUCAUAUAGCUAACAACAAAGCGUAGUUGACAUG
Chara braunii is the source of this 1748-nucleotide messenger RNA. NCBI's taxonomy places the organism in Eukaryota, Viridiplantae, Streptophyta, Charophyceae, Charales, Characeae. The record is from the annotation of a GenBank genome assembly.